AUGGCGACCAAUGGAUGUUUUAUUGCGGUUCUCAUUGCCCGCACACACGAUCAUGUCCCCCUUUGUAGCUAUACCGAUGAUAAUUACGCCAAUUCCAAUCAAAUUCGGCAGCAGGAGCAACGCAUUCUCGAACGAAUGGAGUCCCCUGCAGCCACGUCAGAACGGAAAGAUGCCAAAGGGAGCUAUUACCAGAGCUUUGAUCAUCGUGACUGCAUAUAUUUUGCCUUCCAGGAUGCUGCCACGGACCUCACAAUAAUAACAGUCAUCAACAAGCUGCUUCUUCGUAACUCGGGUGAUAUUGCGACCACGAACCGUCUCGCUUGCGGUCUGUUGGAUCUCGUCUUCGCGGAGUUUACACAGAGUUAUUCGGUAACCGAGGUUGCGGCUAAUAAUGUACGACCGUUUCAGUUCAUCAAGUUCGAUACGACGCUUCAGAGACUGAUCCAACGUAUGCAGCAGGAGCGGCAAGGUGAGAAUGCGCUGAUGGGUGUGCCCGGUACACCGCAGCGUCGCCAAGUGAAUCCCCAUUACGAUGCACUUCGUCAGGAGCUUACCGAUGUGCACUUUGUGAUGCGAAAAAACCUCGAGGACCUCAUGACUCGUGGGGAGAAACUGGAGACAAUGAAUCAUUUCAGUGCCCAGCUUGUAGAUCAGAGCUCGCGCUUCUACAAGAAGACGGUUCAUAUGAAUCGGAUGCGUUUGCUGCGAUUGUACGGACCUCCGGCUGUAGUGGGCAUCAUCCUCGUCGUCUUUUUCUACUUUUACUUCUUUUGA
Molecule: messenger RNA, 774 nt
Organism: Trypanosoma grayi
Lineage: Eukaryota; Euglenozoa; Kinetoplastea; Trypanosomatida; Trypanosomatidae
Product: synaptobrevin-type transport protein
Exons: 1
Coding region: 1-774 (257 amino acids)
Biological process (GO): retrograde vesicle-mediated transport, Golgi to endoplasmic reticulum; vesicle fusion with Golgi apparatus; endoplasmic reticulum to Golgi vesicle-mediated transport
Cellular component (GO): SNARE complex; endoplasmic reticulum-Golgi intermediate compartment; Golgi membrane
Molecular function (GO): SNAP receptor activity
Source: RefSeq, a predicted model, not a curated record